AUGACAGACGAAAUAGCGAGACGAGCUCAACAGAUAGAAAUCUGGUCGUCAGACUCGGAUUCGGACUCCGACUCAGGCUCAAGAUAUGCCCAGGUUUCUCUCUCCAGAUCAGCAAUUAAUCACGCUCCAAAUGCAUUGACCAAUGCAGAAAUAGUGACCAAAUACGCAGACAAAAUCAAGACAGACCCUAUCAAGAAGGGACCAAAGAUUACUAGAGAUCGUUCCAACAGAGCCACCGUAGAACAAGUGUUGGAUCCAAGAACCAUGCGUUUCUUAGCCAAGAUAAUUAACAAAAACGUCAUUUCCAGAAUAAAUGGUUGUAUCAGUACCGGAAAGGAAGCCAAUGUGUAUCAUGGAGACCAUGAAGACCCCGAAGUUACGACUAGAGAGUAUGCUGUAAAGAUUUACAAGACUUCUAUCUUGGUUUUCAAGGACAGGGAAAGGUACGUGGAUGGAGAGUUCAGAUUCAGAAAUACAAAGAACCAAAGCAACCCCAGAAAAAUGGUCAAGGUGUGGGCAGAAAAAGAGUUCCGUAACUUGAAGAGAUUGUACCUUAAUGGAAUUCCCUGUCCUGAACCUGUAGAACUCAGGUCGCAUGUCUUAGUAAUGGAAUACUUGACCAAGGGAAAUGGACAACCAUCACCAAAGUUAAGAGAUCACCCUUUCAAAGAUGUAGAAGAAAUUGUUCACUAUUACCAUCAGAUGUUAUUCUACAUGAGAAGGAUGUAUAAAGUGUGUCGUCUCGUUCAUGCUGAUUUGAGUGAAUACAAUUCUAUAGUGCAUAAGGACAAAUUGUAUAUAAUCGAUGUAUCUCAGUCUGUGGAACCAGAGCAUCCAAUGGCACUCGACUUCUUAAGGAUGGAUAUAAAAAAUGUCAACGACUUCUUUUCCAGGAAGAAAAUCAACGUUUACCCGGAGAGAUUACUUUUUAAAUAUAUCACUGAAGAUGCAUCUGUGUUGGGAAUUGAAGAUAACUCUGAUGAACAGUUGGGUCAAUAUUUAGAAACAUUACCAUUGAAAACCGAGGACGAUGACGAGGUCGAAGAUGAAAUCUUUAGAUCGUUGCAUUUGGUCAGAUCAUUGAACCACUUGGACGAAAGAGAUUUCCAGAAAUUUUCUGAAGGAAAAGUGGAUACUUUGACUGAUCUUGUUGGCACGCAUGAGAAUAUUGAUGGGACAUUAGCAGUGAACGACGACGACGAAGAAGAAGAAGAUGAGGAAGAGGAUGAGGAUGAUGAAGACGAAUCCUCAGAAGAAGAAACGGGUUCUGAAGAUGAUCUGGAAGCGGAAGACGAAGAUGCCGAAGGCAAGAAGAAGAAAAAGAAGUGGGUUGAAAAGGAAACCAUUCUUAAGGGAAAGAAACAUGAAGACAAAGAUGACAAGAAGGCCAGAAAAGAAGCUGCUAAGUUGGCCAAACAGGAAAAGAGAAAGACAAAGAUGAAGAAACAUGUCAAGAAGAAGAUCAUCAGUAAGAGAAAGACCAAGUAGCUGGAGUUAAAUAGUAGCCUUUCCUUAUUUAUUACACAUUAUAGAAAUGCAAGAAUGAAAAAUG
Molecule: messenger RNA, 1552 nt
Organism: Scheffersomyces stipitis CBS 6054
Lineage: Eukaryota; Fungi; Ascomycota; Pichiomycetes; Serinales; Debaryomycetaceae
Gene: RIO1
Product: protein kinase
Exons: 2
Coding region: 1-1488 (495 amino acids)
Biological process (GO): maturation of SSU-rRNA
Cellular component (GO): cytosol; preribosome, small subunit precursor
Molecular function (GO): protein serine/threonine kinase activity; ATP binding
Source: RefSeq, a predicted model, not a curated record